AUGCUUGUAUCAAGCCAAAGAUGUUACCCCAUACAUGCAUGCACUAUAUGCUCAUUGCCUGAAUUCUUAAAACUCUAUUUAAACAUAUCCUAUUUUACAAAACAAGGAGAGGAAAAAUAUAAUGAUACUGCAACCAAACACUAUUUUAGAUCCUCAAAUCAUAGGGGAAUUUCUGCUCUAAAACAGAUUCUCUUGAAGAAAAAUAGAAUACAGCUCUUAGAAGCAGCUGGCAUGGAGAGAAUAAAGAAAAGUUACAAGUGUAGGAAUAGUCCAUUUUACAGUUGUCUGCUUGGUUGCCAAGCCUUUGAACAGGAGUGAGGCUAAGGGUGACCUUGUUAUGAUACAAACCUUGCUGCUUUUGAAAUGCAAAUUAAUUUGUUAUCAUGCUAACUAGAUUCUGGUCUCUAACACAACACGGUCACCUUCAGCCUCACUCCAAAUCAAAGGCUUGGCAACUAAGUACACAACUGUAAAAUGGCCUAUUGUGAAGGUCUUGGUCAUACCAUAAAGACAUGCUCUGCUAACUGUACGAAAUGCCAGACUGCAGUUUGUUGUGCACACCCUAUUAAAGUUGAUGGAAGGUGGACACAG
This is a messenger RNA of Pocillopora meandrina, 591 nucleotides long. The record is from the annotation of a GenBank genome assembly. NCBI's taxonomy places the organism in Eukaryota, Metazoa, Cnidaria, Anthozoa, Scleractinia, Pocilloporidae.